AUGCCCAACGAUGGCGAGGCCAAUGCUGCCCCUGUUGCUACCGCUUCCCAAGGCCAAGCCCCUGGCGGUAUGGGCUCAGGCCAAGCCAGGGCCGCAACAAUCGCUCGCCCUUCCACUCUCGCCGGUGGCAGUGCUCCUGGGGUCGAUGCCUCGGCGCUUCAUGCUCCACCUCAUGGUGAGGCGGGUUUAUCUCAGGGUCAGCCCGUCACGCCUGCCUCUCGGCGUCGCGCCCAUCCGAGGCAACCACGUGCUCAUGCUAGCACCACUCAACCCGCACCUUCAUCAUUCGUUAUGACCGCCGAAGGGCUAGUUCCUCGGAGUUCAGUAAGAGGCCCAAGCCAGGCUUCUGGAGUGACAAACCCUGGUUCUUCCUCUGGUCCCGCGAACACUGCCUCACAUGUACCCGACCCUCAACCCAGGCGGUCCAUUGCUCGUCCGAGUCAUGAUCAACCCCUUCGCACAAGUCCGGUACCACCAUAUCCUAGAGGUCCCAUUCCCAUUCCCCGAUCUGCUCGUCCUCGUCCUCCGAUAGAUCGCGAAACCCCUUAUAGACCCCCCACUCGCAGUGGUAGGGCUCGACAGCUGGUACCUUCUCCUAUCAGUCUGCUUGUUACUCCCCCUCAACGUACCCAAAACACGGAAAAUGCCCGUGCUGCUUUGCCAGUUGCUCCUUCAGGAGUCAAUAGACUUAUUCAUCACCCUAGUCUAGUUCAAGGCACCAGACAGGCCUUUCCCAGCUCUGCUCAGAGAGUGGGCUUGGGAAGUACAACUCAACCACCGGGAAAUAUUGGACAUCCAAGUUGUCGUCUAGGACAAGGUCCGGGCUAUUUCACCCCCGCUGGUUUCUCAUCACCUGCUAGUACCCAAGCACCUCCUUUUAAUGCAACUUCCGGAGGCUAUGAAAGCUCGAACCAUGCGGCUGGCAACUAUGGCACUCCCGAAAGCUAUGAGUUUGAGAGUAAUAGUGGCUUCCAGGAACAUGGCAGCAAUGAUAGAAGGCCGCAGGCUUUUACCCCCGGUGCAAAUGGAGAGGCCAGCGGCAACCAAGGAUCAGGCGCAGCAGACAGGCUGUUGAGGCAGACCGCAGAAAUAGAACCGGGAGCGGCGGAGACGGGGACGGUUUUGUGGCAGUCUCAUUUUAGGACUCAAUCUCCCAGACCGCCCCAGAGCCAGCAGGAGAUGUCCAUUCUACCUUCUAACCACCAAAGCCUUCAUGACCAGACGCAAUACGCAUUCCAGCAGUCAGUACCUGCUCAUUCUUCUCUUGCGCAGACAGCUCCGGUUGCUCCGAAUGCCAUCUCAAAUCACGAUGGCGGCUGGGGAUUUCCACCGCAGCAUCACAUGAACGGUUUUGAUGCCCCUGGUCACAAUUGUGAGGACCCAAAUGCGCAAGAGCAGCCAUACAUGGAGCAGCCUCUUGCAAACCAAUACGGAUUUAACUUGAACGGCAUUGAUGCCAACGCGUUCUUUGGAGGGGAAGAGUUCGAUGCUCUUGGUGCCGAGGCACUUUCCAACUAUCAAGACCUGGCUAAUAUGCAGACUCCAGGAGUGGGGAUGACACAGAGCACGGCCGGAAAUGGGAACGGGGAUAUGAGUCUCAGGGUGAAUGUGGUUGAGGACUACUUCGCCGAUGUCAACUUCGAACCUCCCAGCAACCUGCAUCAAAAUGCAUCGACCUCUGCCACCAACAUUCACCAGGCCAUCGAUCCAUUGGGACUCAACAGUUUACCCUACGACCAGAACCACAUCAACGCAAACCACCUCAACAAUCCGAUCUACCAUCAGCAGACAGCCGAAGAUGUGGCGGCCACCAACCUAGCCGAUGUAACAUACGACCAGCUGGGCAACAACACGGCCGUUCAGGACGAAGGGCCUUCGACAGCUGACCACGGCCAUAGCGGAGACAGCGAUGGGGGCCAGGAAGCUUCCUUCGACACGGUCAACGAUGAGGGUAACGAAGUCGACGAAGUCGAUGACGACGACCUGUUCGGUGACGGUCUUCUUGCCAGUCAUGACGAAGCCGGCGAGAUCAAUGACGAUGACCUAUUUGGCGACAGUUUCCUUUCUAGAGGUAGUCAUACUUCUGACACUGCUGGAAAUCCCGGUAACAAGAUGAAGAGGACAAACGGCGAGAAGGAGGAUGAGCACCCUUCUGCUCAACGUCCUCGUCCGGCAUAA
Molecule: messenger RNA, 2178 nt
Organism: Neurospora tetraspora
Lineage: Eukaryota; Fungi; Ascomycota; Sordariomycetes; Sordariales; Sordariaceae
Exons: 2
Coding region: 1-2178 (725 amino acids)
Source: RefSeq, a predicted model, not a curated record